Molecule: messenger RNA, 735 nt
Organism: Zophobas morio
Lineage: Eukaryota; Metazoa; Arthropoda; Insecta; Coleoptera; Tenebrionidae
Exons: 3
Coding region: 1-735 (244 amino acids)
Biological process (GO): defense response
Cellular component (GO): extracellular region
Source: RefSeq, a predicted model, not a curated record
AUGUUAAGCAAAACUGUCUUCGUAACACUCCUGGCCGUCUGCUCAGGAGUGGAAUUUCAGAUACAGAACACAGCUAACUUCGACAUUUGGAUUGGAAUUCAGCCCAAUAACAAAACAGACAAUCCCCAGCUGAGAAAUGGAGGAUUUGACCUACCAGCAGGACAAAAGGUCUCUGUACAAGCCCCCAAAAAUUGGGAAGGCCGUUUUUGGGGUCGAACAGGCUGCAACCCAAGCACCAAACACUGCGACACCGGCGACUGUGGCAACAAACUCGAAUGCAACGGGGCUGGAGGUGUACCCCCUACAACUCUGGUGGAAAUCGCCCUCAAGAAAUUCAACGGACUCGACUUCUACGACGUUUCUUUAGUCAACGGUUUUAACAUCGUAGCUUCUAUCGAACCCAUCGGUGGUCAAGGUGACGGCAGCCAGUACAGCUGCAAGAAAGGCGCUUGCUUGAAUAACGACAUAAUCAAUCAGUGUCCCGAGAAACUAAAAGUUAAGAAUGGUCAAGGUGCUGUUAUUGGUUGUAAUUCGGCUUGUGAUGUUUUUAAAACUGAUGAGUAUUGUUGUCGUGGUGCUUAUGAUACUUCUGAUAAGUGUAAAUCGUCCACUUGGGCUGUGAAUUACCCGAAGUUCUUCAAGGAUCGGUGUCCUGAUGCGUACAGCUAUGCGUUUGAUGACCACAAGAGCACUUUUACAUGCAAAGCCGAAACUUAUUUGAUCAAGUUUGGGUAA